Rodentolepis nana is the source of this 975-nucleotide messenger RNA. The record is from the annotation of a GenBank genome assembly. NCBI's taxonomy places the organism in Eukaryota, Metazoa, Platyhelminthes, Cestoda, Cyclophyllidea, Hymenolepididae.
AUGUGUGGUGUUUCAUUGAGAGUUGCGGAAGAAUUCGACAAUGUUACGGUUAAAUGUGUCAUCACGGAGCCUAAAUAUCUUAAUUUUGAUCGAAACUUUACAUUUUCUGUCGGCUAUGGUGACGAAUCAAGCAUUCCUAAACUUAUUGAUGACGGUGUUAUUGGCUUAGCUUUAUAUUCUGUCAAAGAAAUCACAAUUUCCAUAAACUCAUUAACUGCUGAUGAGAAACAGUUUCUUUGCCUCGAUGAUAAUGAAAUAUCUUGUGUAACUUUUGAACUAAAGUUAUUACAAUUACAAAAGCUAAAAGAAAUAUGGGAAAUGGCGGAAAAUGAAAAAAUCUUUGCUGCAUCGCAAUGCAAAGUCCGUGGAAAUAGUCACUUGAAGAAAGAAAACUUCUCUCGGGCCUUAAGAGCUUACAAAUUGGGCAUUCGAUGCCUGGAGGGGAGUGUUAGCGUUAAACCCGCCAAAGAUGUUUCCAUCAGCAAAAUCGAUCCCGAUGCUCAACAACUCUUCUCCAAUCUCCUUACAAAUGCAGCUCUUUGUCUUCUUAAAAUCGCCUCCCUUCCUAUGAAGCCUACUACUUUAUCCACGGGAAAACCAGUGAGCAUUGAGAAGUUGAUGCGAUCUUGCAUAAAUCUCUCUGAGAAAGCCUUGGAAAUUGAUCAGAACAAUGCCAAAGCUCUCUACCGAAUGGCACAGGCCCAUGCACUGACGGAAAACUACGACGAUGCUAUUUCAAUUGGCUUAAAAGCGAUCUCGGUCCUAAAGUCUAAAGGCUUGAGCCCGGCGGCUGUUGAAUUUUCGCUAUCGUCCUGGAAAGAGGCUCGACGUGGGCUCAAACUCGAGAAAUAUGAGCACGUUCAUUCUGCCUUUCUCACACGCGCCAUUGAGUUGAGAAAACAGGGUCGGCUAUUUGCGGUAUGUUUUUAUUUUUUAUAUACUUUGUUACAAUGGGCAUUCCUAGCAUUCGAGUGA